This is a messenger RNA of Paraglomus brasilianum, 543 nucleotides long. The record is from the annotation of a GenBank genome assembly. NCBI's taxonomy places the organism in Eukaryota, Fungi, Glomeromycota, Glomeromycetes, Paraglomerales, Paraglomeraceae.
AUGGAAAAUGCUGGCUUCGAGCCAUCACUAGGAGGAGCUGAGGGAGCUGAGCUACCGCUUCCAGCUGGUGCACUAGCGAAAUUGAUGGUAAGAAAGACAUUGAUUAGAUUUCAAAUGGAACUCUAUCAGAUUUGUUCAGAGACUCUCGAGACAAUUCAUUGGCAAUACUUACGUAGGUUUGCUGAUGUGCCGGUAGAAACAGGAGUGGCAGGAACAGUAGUAUUCGAACCAGGCGGGGUUGUGCCAUCAUUUGCAACCACCGAAAAAACUCCACUCGUCUUGGUGUUUGCAGUACCAGCCUCGGUCAAUGUGAAGAAGUACUUGCCCGCAUUGACAUCGACAGUCCAUGGGAAUGCGUUUGGUGUCAAAUUGACGGCCGCGCUGAUGAGCUUGGGAGUAUUUGAAGCACUGUCUAAGUUUACGAACUAUCCAUUUGUCAAUAAUGCAUACCUGCUGAUACAAAAACUGCAAGGACUACAAGUAUUAGUAGAGCCGCUAUAUUCUUGGACGAGCGCAUCGUUGUUUGAGGAAGCUGAAGUGUAA